Lytechinus pictus (painted urchin) is the source of this 4660-nucleotide messenger RNA. Its product is annotated as delta-aminolevulinic acid dehydratase-like. Gene Ontology annotation, biological process: heme biosynthetic process. Gene Ontology annotation, molecular function: porphobilinogen synthase activity; zinc ion binding. The coding region runs from base 391 to 2298 and encodes 635 amino acids. The transcript has 10 exons. Gene Ontology annotation, cellular component: cytosol. The record is from RefSeq and is a predicted model, not a curated record. Lineage: Eukaryota; Metazoa; Echinodermata; Echinoidea; Temnopleuroida; Toxopneustidae.
GUAGUUCCGAAGCCCGUUCCGAGGACCCUCCUUUUUACAAUAAGCCCGCUCCAAGGCCCCCGUUUUUUGUCUCGCCCGCGGCACACCCCUACCACUUUUUUGGUCGAGUGCCCCCCCCCCCCCCGGGGUAAUACCGAGAGUAAUUCAAUUCACGUUUCUCAUUCGGGACAGGUGCCUGAAUGGGAUGACGGCACAUAUAUCUUUGUCUUUGCGCAAAUAAAUAAAAAAUAAUUUCUCGAGCGGCGUUUCAUAAACGACACGCGAUUCUUUUCGCGAAUACGGAAACAAUCCUCCCGGUGAGUCUCAAUGAUAUCCUUUCGAAUUCAGCUUUUGUAAAACCAUUCAAAGUUCUACGUAGCUAUAGACAAGUUUAGUUAUAAGUGCUUGAUAAUGUGUGCAUAUUUGGAUGAUCAUUCUUCGCAUUUCGAUGAUGGGCUUUUGAAUGUGGUGAAGGUAGAAGUUGAAUCUUCGGAUGAGCUUGGGCUUGAUGAGAGAGACGACCGCUCUGCCUCGACCGGCGGGGAAGGUUCGGCGGAGGAGGACUACGAAACCCGCUACCCGGAGGGCGACGUAACAGCUGGCGAACUUGGACUCGACGAUAAUCAUGAUAGUGGUGUUCCAACAUGGAUGCUUAAAAGAGGAUUGAAUGAAGACAAGAAUGACAUGGAGACUCGAAUUUAUAACAAGAAAGAACUUCAAUGUAUGGUAGAAAAUGUCAAUGACUCUCGUGUCUCGUUUGAACCAUUCACCAAUAAGAAAAUUCCUGUUUUUGACAGGUUUGUCCAAAUCUUUGUUGAUGGUAAAAAACAGCAAUAUACAGCAUGUGUCGAGUGCCGCACCCUUAUUAAAUAUUUAUCACGUGAUGGCACUCGAGGCUUACACCAGCACAGUUGCCCUCACAACAGAUUACAUAGAGCAAAGGCAAAAAAGGAUGAUAAUAUUAAUAAAGGUGUAAUGUCGGAGCCGGAGGUACAUGAGGAGAAGUCAACAAAAAAUGACAGUAGACCUAUCUGUACUUCCAUCUCAAACCACGACAGCCAUGCUCCACGCGAUGGUAUACGAACCAGAUACUCAUCUAGUGCUUCCAACAACAAUCCAUUGAUGAUACCUUCAAACUCAAAGUCUUCAAAGACAAAGAGGGCACCUAUUGAUGACAUGGCUCAAAGCCUUGGACCAAGAGUGAAGAACAGAGUCCGAUCAGCAUCUCCUUCUCCCACAAUGCCAAUGGCCAAGAAAAGGCGACUUAAGACUUCUGCAAACAAUUAUUUCUUUGGCUUUGAAGAAGGGAUGAGUUCGCCAGUUAUACCACCUCCGAAGCAUGUCCUUCAUAGCACCUUCCAUCAUGAAGUAUUACGAUCAUGGCAGAAUAUCGAUACCACCAUUACACCAGAUAAUCUAGUGUACCCUCUCUUUAUCAUAGAUAACCCAGAUCAGGUAGAGCCUGUUGCUAGUCUCCCGGGAGUAAGUAGAUACGGUGUGAAUACCUUACAGGCAGCGCUUACUCCACUAGUAGCAAAUGGACUCAAAUCAGUUUUGCUUUUCGGCGUGCCAACCGGAUUGCCCAAGGAUCCAAGAGGGUCAAGUGCAGACACAGAAGACACUCCGGUUGUUCAAGCCAUUCAAAUGAUAUCUGAGAAAUUCCCUCAACUUCUAAUCUGUUGUGAUGUGUGUUUAUGUGCCUAUACUAGCCAUGGUCACUGUGGUAUUCUUAAUGAAGAUGGUACCUUAGACAAUACUGCAAGCAUUCAGAGGUUGGCUGAGGUUUCCCUGACGUAUGCCCAGGCAGGUUGUCAUGUUAUAGCGCCCUCAGAUAUGAUGGAUGGUAGGAUAGGCGCCAUCAAGAAUAUACUCAUGAUCAAUGGCUUGGGUAACAAAGUAUCGGUGAUGAGCUACAGUGCAAAGUUUGCAUCUUGUUUCUAUGGUCCAUUCCGUGAUGCGGCUAAGUCAGCCCCUAGCUCAGGAGACAGAAGAUGUUAUCAGCUUCCCCCAGGGGCCAGAGGACUUGCUAUGAGAGCUGUGGAUCGUGAUGUAGCAGAAGGAGCCGAUUAUUUGAUGGUGAAACCGGGCAUGCCUUAUCUUGAUAUUGUAAGGGAUACAAAGGAAAAGCAUCCGCAUCUGAAGCUUGCCAUAUACCAUGUAUCGGGGGAGUAUGCCAUGCUGUACCAUGGGGCUCAACAGGGAGCAUUUGACCUAUCGAAGGCUGUCAUGGAGGCUGUCAAGGGGAUGAGAAGAGCGGGAGCAGACAUCAUUAUUACCUACUAUGUGCCUAACAUUCUGGAUUGGAUCAAGAACGUCUAGGAUGGACCGAUGUGACAUAUCAAGCAGCGCAUACAAAUAUAGAUAAUCUUUUAUAUAAAGGUAUAUUUGUUGGUACUUGCAAUAAAAUAUUCUUUAACAUAUUUUCUCCUGCUAAUGAGCGGUUCCUGUGCAAAGUCUAUGGGAAUGGCAGUUUUCGGUAGUCGAUGGAUGAUGGUACUCACUGUUUGCAGUCAUACUUGUACUUACCGAACUUGUAACAGAUUUAUAAUGUUGAGUACCAUAUAAAUGGCAGAGAAAUAUGGUAUGUUCUUUGUUCUGAUCAAUGUUUGUUAUUCCAUUUCAUUCAAACCUGUUCACGAUUUACUUCAAUAAAGUCCACGUUUUCCAUAGACCCCAAGCUGAAGUUAUCUUAGACAUGUGGCUCAUGGGCUGAGCCUUUUUAGGUUCUACAUGUGAUGAAUGACUCCAAACUACAGUUUGAUCUUAAUAUUAUUUGAUCAUCUGUCAUUGUUUUUUAUUGCGUAUUUACCCUUUUUGCAAUUCAAGAUGUUCAAUGAUCUUUUCAUUUGAAUUUUGUUACUUUCAGAUGCAAUGACACAUAUUUGUAACUUGUAUUUAUUGUGUUUUUUUCUGAUGAUUUGGGUAUUUUACCUAACCCUUUUCAAGUUUGGGGUACUAAGGAGACGGUCGCUCCUCUUAUCUGGGAUGUUGUUCCUUAAAACCCAGACUUCAAGCCUCUAUGAUAUAUAUUUUUAUAAACAAUGAUAUUUUUUUAAUUCAUGUGAAUUAAUUAAUAGCAUAUUUUUUCAUGGACCACAUUUGCGAAUAAACCUUAUGCAUUGACGUCAUCGCGCUGCCAUCUUAGAGGCUGUAGCCAUUGCCUUGUAUGCGCUGGUGAUCUGCAGCUGGUGCAUUUCUGACAACUCCGUUUACACAUAUUCCUAUGUCCUCUGAGUGAGGGCGCUAUGAGAUAAUGGUGUCAUAUGCGUAAGGUAUAAAAAGAACAAACCCCCUUAUUCACUUCAGAUUUUAUGUAGUUCAUUUGUAGGUCUUGUUUUGAUAACAUUUUAAUAGGAUUUUAACAUGAAAAUUGUGAAAGUGUUUUAUAUUUCUUUGUUUUUCUUAAUUUCUUAUUAGUUUUGUCUUCAAUUGAUAUUAUUUCAGACGAUUUAACAACCCAAAUUAACUAUAAAUGAAUUGGAUAAACCAAUUGGAAUACUAACAUAGUCAUCACACCCUUUUGUGAUUUCAAGACUGAAGCAAACUCUCAUUUACUUCCUAUACAAAUCAAACAAAAUAUUAUCCACUUUUGGCAUGACAUUGUCUCGCAAACAGUAAUUCCUGCACAAUGAUACACAAAUACGGUAUGUUUUGAAUUUGGUCUAAAAGUCUUUAAAAAUUGCCUAUAAAUGUAUUUUCUCAAAAUUUCCACAUGUAAUUCUACAUGGAUAGUUAUGUAUUGAUGUUUUCAUUAUAAUCCUUUAUUUUUUCAACAUCAAAAAUAUAUAUCUCUUGCUUCUUUUUAAAUAUACUGCCUUUCAAUGUAAUUGUUUAAUAUGUCAUGGCCUUUCAAAUGUCGUUCUAUUGAUUUCUAUCAGUCAUAUUUAUUUGAUGAACCAUGUUAAACCAUUCGCUGAGCAGCAAAGCUUCUUUUAUCUUUCUAUAUUUAUAUACAGGUCGAAAGACAAUAAUUGUUAGAGUAUAUGCCACACACCCUUGAAGAAAAAAUAAAUAGUGUUUUGCAAUAUUGUAUUGUAUUGUUUAAAAACACAAGCAAUCAUAGCUUGGUAACUCCCAAUGAGUGAAAAUGAAGCAAUGACUAUAUCAUAUAAUUGAAAUCCCACUGUAGUGUAAAAUUCUGUCUAAUUUACAUUUUGGAGAGAAAAAAAUCAGGUUAUUUUAUUCUUUUCUUUAAAGCCUAACUUUAGUUUCCUCCCAAAAAGUUUUCACUAUUCCAAUUAUGCCUGCAAUAUGAAUGUUAUGAAAUGAAAACAUAUUUAUAUGGAUGUAUUUUGUGGUUUUACAUGAAAAUUGAUUCACGAAAAUAGCUGCUUAUUUUUUUCUCUAUUUAGGAUGAAAGAAGGAAUGGUCAGAAGAAUUUCGGAUAUAAUACUUUUCAAUCAUUGCUUUUGUAAAAUUCCUUAAUUGGACAUUUAAAUUUUCACAAAGAAUCAGAGGAUCAAAAGAAACUUCAAAAGUAAAUUGAAAUUUUAGAUUAAUCUUGAAUAUAAUUAAUGUUAUUGAACGUCUACCAAAGCUUUAUUCAAUUACGUUGAAUUGAUUUUAGUUGUCUUUGAAAGGAAUUAUGUUGCAUGGAAGAGGAAAAAUGUACAACAAUGUAUUUACCAAUUGGUAACAUACAUGUAUAUUGACUGAAAUAAAUCUUAAUCAUGCAUUCAUA